Molecule: messenger RNA, 11468 nt
Organism: Pocillopora meandrina
Lineage: Eukaryota; Metazoa; Cnidaria; Anthozoa; Scleractinia; Pocilloporidae
Source: the annotation of a GenBank genome assembly
CGCAGAACUUUACUUUACUGAUGGAUUCGUUAUGCGACAGAUUUCCUCUUCACAGAGCGGUUUUUGAGGGGAAUCUUCGGAAGGUUUCGAGUUGCUUACGCACCUAUGAUGUAGGAGAAAGAGAUGUACAUGGUAAUACUUCUGUUCAUUUUCAUUUCAUUUAAACAGCGCCCAACAGUUUGUUUUCACAACCGCCCAUUGCCGGCCGGCGGUUACAAAUUGUCGCGAAUCGAAAUAUGUAAGAUUAAUUUUCCCAAUUUUACAGCAUAACUACUUAUGUAGUGUCUGAUAGAGGAGAAUACCCUUUCCUUGAGCGUAUGAGUAAUUUUUACCCUUUCUUAAGCAGCCAUGUCAUGGAAAGAAAAAAAAAAUCUUGCGUAGAAUUUAUAUGGUCACCGGAGUACCAGAUGACAAUUUUGAGAACAUGUUUACAUGUAGCAUCAAAUUUAAAAGUUACCCCGCGUCUUUUUAACUUUUUUCGUAUUUGUAGCGAUGCGAGGAUUUUUCAAGACCUAAUUUCCCUUUCAAUGGUUUAUUUGUUUCGAUGUGGUCAAAUCUUACGCGAAUGUGAAAAAAAAAAAAGAUACUUUUGUUUGCCAAUAUCUGCCAGACGUACAAAGGUUAUUGUUAUCUCUGACUCUCUUGUGAUCCUAUCAAUUCUUUGCCUUAUGAAGUCGAAAAUUGUAAUCAAUAAUGAAUUGCGGUUUUUUAGCAUUCCUGGCCUUUUUGUAGAAAUUAUACAUAUCUCAUAUUUGGAAGACUUCUGAACACAAACGUUAUCUUUUUUUAAAAUGUUUGACCCACAAAAAAUUAAUUAACACACGCACAGGGUUUUAAUUUGUGUCAAAUAUAUUGCUAGUUUGUUGAAAUCCACGUUAUUGAUAUCGUUGUUAAAUAUUGUCUCCUGAAAAGAUAUAAAAAGGAGUUAAGUCUCUUUGCAUUGGUGGUAGAGUGUAUCGAGGUAAUAAAGUAUUGUCAACUGAGUUGACAAUGUAAAUUGGCCACCAUUUAGAGUUUCAAAGCUGAUGUUUCGAGCAUUAUUUCUUUAUCAGAGCAAGCCCAUGCUCAAGGGCUAACACUUGACAUGUCAGCUUUGAAACUCUCAACAGUGGCCAAUUUAGGUUAUCAACUGAGUUAAUAAAGCAAAUUACCCUGAUUCUAAUAUAGACUUAUUUGUUAUCUUCUUUGUUUAAGAAAUGAGAUUAUUUAAAGAGAACACAGGGAAGCAAAUUAAACUAGUUUAAACUCAUUUUGACCUGAUCUCUCGUUCAUAGAGAGUACAAGCAUUUUCACAUCAUUGCUCAAUCCUCAACAGCCUAUCAUAAGUAUGCAUAUUCUCCAUGCUGUUCUCUAUGUUUCCUACAGUGCUGAUAAGGAGAAUUUGUUUAGAAAUCAAGAGCUUCUUUACUUGGUGAAGGGUGAUUUGUAAGAAGAAAUUAGUUGACACUCUGUUCUGUAUUAUUAAGGUAGAUUGAUUUUUUUUUCAUUGUUUAGGAAAUACACCCCUUCAUUUGGCAGUUCUCUUGGGUCACAGAGGUAAGAGAUACUCUUUUGUAGAUUUAUCUGGUACAUGGAUCAAAUAGACAUGGGAAUUUUUUUGGACCAAUUCUGUUCAGAACUCUUGGUCAGUAGUGUUAGAGGGUAGUUGCUAUUGAAGAAGGGAGAGAGGGGGGUUCCAGUCUAUUUAGCAGGAUGGUGAUUACUAUGGUGACAAAACCACAGCCCACCACAAGAAACUUGUUAACACACUACAUCUACACUGUGGUCUCAUUUAAUGGGCAUUAUGUUAAUUAAGUUGGCACAAAGAUAAAUUGGUUAACAUGCUGGCAAAAUUAAAAGGCUUAAUGUGAUUUUGCAAAGCAGCAUGUUACCAACUGAUUUCUAUUCACAAAGUUUUGGUAACACUAUAUCUGUGUUUUGAAUAGCAGGUUGACAAACUUGUUAAAAUUAAUAUUAUAAUAUUUUACCUAUGAAACAUGACCUUGAUUCAGCAGAGGUGCUUUAUUGCCUUGUCCUGUAGCAUGUAAUUUUUUAUUUUAGAGUGUGUGUAUUUACUGCUGGCCCACAAAGCCCCAGUGAAAGUGAAAAAUAACUUUGGAUGGACUCCUCUGGCUGAAGCCAUCAGUUAUGGGGAUCGGCAAAUAAGUAAGUUUCUCUUGACGAUACAAAUUGUUGUUUUGUUUGCCACCUUUGUGCAGGGCAGAAAGCUUUUGCAUAUCAGCUUGUCUGAGACUAGUAGAUUUUCAGUUUUUGUAAGGUUUUCUCAGAACUGGAUUACAGCUUUAUAUUUGGUACUUAAACCAUCUUGUAUUUGUGAAUUUAUAGUCACAUCAUUACUGAAGAAACUCAAAGAACAAUCAAGAGAAGCUCUAGAGGAAAGAAGACCUCAAUUGACAACUGCAUUACAAGAGGUAAUUUAUAAUGGUAAUAGAAGCAAGUGGAGUCCAAUUUGGUCUGUAAUCAUACAACUUAUUACUUAGUCUUGUUACCAAUUAAUCAUCACUAACAAUUUCGCAAAAAAAUAUAUACAUUCAGGACAAACAUCUAUAGUAGAGACAAUGUGUAAGGUAAAAAAAUCCCUCCAUUUUGGAAAUUCCCCAAAUUUUUUAAAGAUAAGUGGUUGUCGUUAUGGUUAUUGUGAUCAAUUCUGUGAUUGAGGAAUUCAGUUGAAUGGACUUAGUAUGAUUGGCUGCUAGAACUGACCAAUUACAGGUAUCCGAUUACAGCCAACUGUCUGAUUACAGCCAACUGUCUGAUUACAACUAUAUGGAAUUAGUAGUGAAAAAUAAAGCACCUAAUGCACUGAUCGUUUGUGAGGAAAUGGUAUUGGUUAUGAUUAGAUUAAUAUUAUGGUCACUGGUGUACAUUAACUUCCACUUGCUUUGCUGAUAAUUUGCCAAGUGCAAGAGAGACCUAAGCAAAUUACCAACCAAGGAGUGUUCCUCUUACAAGUGCUCAUAGUGUGAGACUCAAAAAAUUGUGAAGACUUCAAUUGGAUUUGAAUCCCUAAAAUGAAUACUUGUACUUGUAAUUACAUUGUACCAAUGAAAAUAAAAUUCAGUACAUGCAAGAAAUCCUCAAAACCAGAAACUAUUUACUGUGUGCUUUCAGUUGUUAUUCACAGUUUAGUUACUAAUGCCUGACAUACAUGUAGUUCUUUCCUGAAAAGUUUGGGAACUGCUUGCUCCCACUUUCUUAUUUACAAACUUUUUUGUGUUCUCCAAACAUCUUGUGUUGGUUAAUUUGCUGGUAAAUAGAUAGAAAGUGGGGUCUGUUGCUUAAAUGUAUGGUAAUUUUAGAAUUUGCUCCUUUUUUUCCAGCUUGGAGACUUCUAUGUAGAGAUUAAUUGGGAUUUUCAAAGCUGGGGUAUGUACAGUCAGUCAGAAUAAUUCAGAAACUGAACAGAUUUCAUCAAUUUGUACAAAAACGUUUUUGCUCUGUUUGCAUUUUUUUCUGUUCAUUUAUGUUAUACUUUUGGUACCAUAUAGAUUUGUCUGUUUAAAAUUUAUUUUGCAGUACCACUAUUGUCCAGAAUAUUGCCAUCAGACACAUGUAAAGUGUACAAGAAAGGAUGCUCCAUAAGGUAUUAGACUGUAUCUUUUUUUAUCCUUUAUGUGGGGUGACUAAACCACUUAUCUGCACACUUGACUUUUGUCAAUUGUAAUUUACACUUGAUUAUAUAGUCCAGUGGAAGAAGUGUUGGCCUAUGGUUUGUGUGCUGGACUCCAUUUCUUGAAGGUGGGAUAAGGCUAUCCAACAGGACCUGGUUAUUCAAAGCAUGAAUGAUGCUAUCCUAGGGAUAAUCACUGUCUGGCACACUAAUGUGUACAGAAUGUACCAUGCCAUCCACCGGAUAGAGAUUUACCCAGUGAAUACUGUUAUCCAGCCUUCCAACAACCCAAGCCAGAUAAAUUGCUAUCCAGGGGAUAAGUGUCAACCAAACAUACUGCACUAUCCACUGGAUAGAGAUUUAUCCAGAGGAUACUUAAGAGUUUACUUCUUUGUUACUUGCUUAAUCUUUUCCUGUCCGUUGUCAUGAACUUUUUUUUUCCUUUCAACAGAAUGGAUAGUACACUAGUGGAUUUUAGUGACAUGAAGUGGCAGAGGGGUGACUUGACAUUUAUUUUCAAUGGAGAUGCAAGAGGUAAAUGUUGAGUGGCGUCACUUAAAUCAAUCUAACUUGACGACAUGCAAAUAUCACGAUAGGUGUUUUUAAUUUUUAUUGGCUGAAUUUUACACAUUUUAAUUAUCUUGCUAAAUUUUACUAUCUAGUGAUACAUGUUUUAAAACUGCCAGCAAAAUGUAGAAAACUUAUUAACCAACAUGUUUUUUUUUUAAGUUUGAACCCUAAAGCAAUUAACAUAAGACAAAUUUGUUGCAUUGCUUUAUUGUUGUAUCUAUGAUAAGAUGGGUUUCGUCUAAUUAAUCUAAAACAAGAUGAACUUUUGUCAAUCCACUAAACUUAUUUAUCAUAUGCACUCAUUUACUUAAAGUUUUAAAAAUGCUUCAAUUAAAAAAGAUUAUUGGAAAAAAUUCAAAUCCAUAAUUUUUUGCAGGAAAACAAUCCUUUGCUGUGUUAGACAAUGAGAAGAAGGUUUUUCAAAGACUCAGGACAGAGGUGAGUUAUUUUUUCUCAUGAUUUAAUUAGCAAACAUCCCAUAUAUGUAGAAAAGGUGGGAAUAUUUUAGCUUUUUCCAGAAUGACUAAAUAAGUGCUUUGACAAGUAGCAAUUCUAUAUUGAAACAACAUCUGCCAUCUUCUUUCAGGACACUGAAGCAGAGAUAGAAGAAGAAGUUGAUCUACUAAUGAGCAGGUACACACUGUUAAACUUUUGACCUCUAGUAGUGAUCAGUUAAUAAAUUCUUCCUUUUUAACAUGUAUUGUUUUGAAAACAGGUGAUUAGAGUUAAAAAAAAAAAAAUUAUCAAACAGGACACAUUAUCUUUUUGCAACAACGAGACUGAAUUGUCCAAAACCUUAUGACUGCUUAUUGCUCUUGGCAUUAAUUUAACCCUUUAACUCCCAGAUCCAAUUUGUAAUUCUCCUUAUUGUCAACCAGACAAUUCUUAUAAUGUUAGUUCAGAGAAUUUAGUAUUUGAUCAAUCAAUUAUCCCCAUAUUGAUAUUUUUCUUUAUUCUCAUCACUUAUCUGGUUGAUAUUGUAAGGAGAAAUUCUGUCUUGGUCAUUCAUGGGAGUUAAAGGUUUAAUUUUAAGGUAAGAGGUUUUUUUUUGAGCCUCAGAAAGGUCCCUGGGAUAUGUCUUACAAAUCUUCCCUCUGUAAAGAUGCACACAGGUUUUAUAUGGGUCCUGGAAGACCUGGAAAGUCUUGGAACUUUCUUUUUACAUUUUCUUAGACUGGAAAGUCUUGGAAAAAGAAUAGAGUUGUUGGAAAGCCCUGGAAAAAGAAUAGAGUUGUAGGAAAGUCUUGGAAAUUUGUUUAACUCAAACAAUAACGUUUUCAGAAUUUACUUAUAAGAAAUGUUUGUAGAUAGUAAAGAGAAUUGAUUUUUAAAUCUUGGGAAUUAAAGGGUUUGAGGUGAAAAUUGAAGCCCUGGAAAAAUCAAUCUGAGUCCUGGAAAAGUCCUGGAGGGUAUGAACCUUGUGCAAAUAUUUGCUUUCCUGUGAAACAGUUGUCUUAUUUACUUUGCAGUGACAUUGUUUCAGCCACUAUGUCAACUAAACCCAUCACCUUUAGUCGCUCACAAGCAGGUUGGAUUUGGCGUGCAGACAGAUCAGUAAGUAACAUCUCUUUGUUUGCUGUUAUUUGCUACGUGUAGUUUCCAUGUCAUUGGUUGGCUGUAACAAGUUUCCUCUUUACAUUUGUGUUUACUGUUUAGGAGAUGGUUGGUCCCUACAUGUCUGAAGUUUAUUCCAUAAAUGGAAUGUUGCUAAUUUCUAGAAAGCGGUAAGGAAAUGUUCAAAGUUUCUAAUGUGUGAUUUUAACCUAGUAAGAUUGAAAAUCAAAGAAAAAAUUGACUUUAGAAUUGUAGCAGCCACAGGUUACUACAGUAUGUCAUUGGCUAACUUUUAUACUGUAGCAGUCGUGAAGUAGUUUAGGUCUAGAGCCUGGCACCCAAGAUUUCUGACUCAAGAGCCCUAAGGCACCUCAUAAUUCUUCUGAGCACAUAACUCUGGGCUUUGAAAAUAACUUGUUCUCAGGGUAAUGAAAUAUAUAGUCAGUUAUAACAAUGGGAAAUAUGAAUCAUUUCAUUUCUGAAAAGUUUGAUGACUUCCUUUGCUGAAAGCAAUCAUAAUUACCAAUGGAUGUUCAAUUUGUACCAACUUGUGCUUUGUUUUCCUAGGAGGGAGCACUUGUCAGAGGAAGAUGUUGUGAAAAACAAGGUUAGUAACUCACAAUCUUUUACUACACUUUUGACUUUUUUAUAAAUGGAAAGUUAAGAAAGUGUGGUGACAUGUGUGUCUUCUAGUGCUUUUAAUGAGGACAUUGUCACAGGUUAUGAACUGAGUCUUUCAUUGAAUUAACAGGCUCUGAUUGACAAUCUAAGCAAGGGAGGAGGAAAUAUUAUGGACAGCCUUCCUGAGGUGAGAAAGCUUUCAAUCUAGUGUAGACAUGUGAAAUUCUGCGCUCUUAUUCCUUUACACCUUAACAUCAGUGUGCAUAUUCUCCAUACUGUUCGCUAUACAUUUCCUAAGGUGUGAACAAGGAAAAUUCGUCUAAUAAUCAAGAGCUGCUUUUGUUGGUGAUCAUUUCCUUUAUUCUUGUGACGUAAAUGCGUGAUUUAGGGUUGAUAUUGCAGAGAGAAAUUAGGUGCUAGUUACUCAAAGGAGUAAAAGGGUUAACCGAGUACUUAUUAUAGUCUUUGCGCUGAGAUGUUAAUGUAUCUGUUACCUGUUUUUCUCAGACUACAAGGAGAAGUUCCCUUAAUCCUCCACCUAAGACUGACAUGUCAUGGGAUGAGUACCUACUGUAUGACACAGACAGGUCAGUAGACAUUACAAGUCAGUUCUCUUUAAUACAAAUUCAAGAAGUAUUUCUGAUUGCUGAUAUCGUGCAAAAUGACCAAGAUCGGAGCAAUUUUCAGAUGGGGGUCAAACAGUAGUCCAGAAUUGCUUUGGUUUUGUCUUUCCCCAGUGGUGCUAAAAAUUUAGUGAUUGCCUUUGAAGUGAAGAAUGUCUUGUCUCUGGAGGAGAGUUUCUUAGCUGGAGAGCCGAAGAAAGUUUGAGUCGGGUUUGCUACCGGACCACGUGAUGUUAAAAAGGCUGAAACCCUAUUAUUGUUAAUGUUUCUCUCCAUUCACAGACUGCCUCCAAUUGGUCGGCCCAUGGUGCUCAAAGAAGACAAGAAAACUGUCAAAGCGCAUGUAGCAAUGGUGAGUGUCAGUAGAAGUUAGAACCAUGCAAGUUUAUAACCACCAGUUUUUCCAGUUUCGUUGAGGUGUGCUAACAUCAUCAACCAUGUUUUUAAUUUUUAUUUAAUUUUUUUUUUAGAGUGAAGAUUUUCCCCUCUCUGUUGAUCUGUAAGUUGGUUUGUUUUUCAUCACUAUUGUUAUAUCGGUAUUGUUCAUAGGCUCGAUUUCCGCCGCGCUCUCGUUCCCGGUGUUCACUCCUCCCCGAGAAGUGGGUUCAGGGGAAGGAGCGUGGGCUCUUAUUCCCGAACAGCGGCUGGUAAUCGAGCCAAUGGUGUUCAUUGCACCAUUAACCCUUAAAUUCCCAGAAGUGAUUAACAUAUAUCUUCUCCCUAUAAUAUCGAUACGUUAUCCAGCAAACAGGUAAUGAGAAUACUCAAACUUAUCAGUUAGAAGUUAUUAUUAUGGUAUGACACCAAAUUCUCCUAACUAAUUUACAAGGAAAUUUGUAACAGCUGGAAGGAAGAAUUAACAAUCGGAUCUUGGAAGUUACAGGGUUAAUAUAAAGUUAUUUUUUCACAGAAUGGAAACAGUUCCUGUUAAGGUUAUGGAACCUUGCAUCUUAGUGCAUUUUGUGAACAAGUUCUUAUUGUUUUGUUUUGUUUUGUUUUGUUUUCUUUCCUCUCUCUCUCUAUAGUAUCCUGAAAGUUUUAGAGGUUGUUGCUCCAUUUAAGCACUUCAACAAGUUAAAAGAGUUUGUCGCUAUGAAACUACCUGCUGGAUUUCCUGUCAGAAUAGGUUUGUUUUGUUUGUGUUCAUCAUUUGAGGUUCCUCCCAUCGUUUCAGCAGAAAAAAAGAUUUCGCGUUGUCUUUAGUUUUUGUCGUUGUUGUUUUUUGGUAUGUCACGCGGCGAGCUACCUUUAAGAAGGGCGUUACCUGACAUUCCAAAGAGCGGCUGUAAAGGAAACUACAUCAGGUUUUGUGCAAAUCUUGAUUUUUCCAUAUUCAUAAUUUGCAAGCUGUGUCAAUUUUUCCAUCUUUAGCCAUUCCUGUUUUUUUUGUCUAUUUAUUAUUAAAUUUGUUGGUUUUCUUUCAUAUUAAACUAAAACUGUGUAGUCUUUUCAACUGUAAGGUAGUUUUGCACAGCGCAGUGACGGCGUUUGAUCUCGCGAUGGCGCUAUUUUAGUUGAUAUUGAAUUUUUCUUUUUGGCAGAAAUACCAGUUUUUCCAACGAUAACAGCACGUGUGACGUUCCGAGACUUUAAAUCCUGUAGUGAAAUUCCCUCUUCAAUGUUUUUUAUACCUCGAGAUUACAAGGUCAGUCACGCUUCUGUCACACGAAGGGUAACCUUUGACCCGUCACGCUCUCAUGCGUGGAAAAACAACGUGACAAAGUAUACGAACGUUUGUCAUUUUUUCUUGCAAAGGGUUCCUGAAAUUUAGAAAAAUUUUUCACUUAUUGUCGAGAGGAAAGUGAGAUUGCCAUAACUCAACCUAACUUCCGGCAGUAUACUAUAUUUUACUUUGACUUCUAGCCUCUGGUGCUGUUUGACUGCUUUCAACGGUUGAGGUUUGGCUAGAGAACAUCUUCUGGUUUUGGUUUAAAUACACGCGCUCGAAAUGCGCUCUUUUUCUGUCUCAAAAAGUUACUUUUAAGGGCAACAAACCUCACCUAUUCUUUAAGUAAUUAACUCAGUUUAGAUUAACCUCGACUUUUACCUUCCCAUUGCAGGAGGAUCCGAAUCGCUUCCCAGAUUUGUAAACAGAAUGAUGUUGUUCAAGACUUCCCCCUCUCUCCACCCCGCCCCUAGCUAGUGAUGUUCUACUUGAAAAUUGUUAAAAUUUACCUCGCGCACCAAUGGUUGACCAGUGCGACUCUAUUUUCUCUAACUUGUGCACAAGCAAGUAAAGCGUUUCGGUAAUUCAAUCAUUGCUUUUGAAUAUUGAGAUCUUUCAACGAAUAUCUCGUAUGUUUGUUGUAGAAUGAAAUUUUUAUUCGUAAGAACAGUUAUCAGUGGCAAAGUAUUGAACAAUGUCACACCAGUUCACCAAAAAAUGAAAUGGCUACAUAUUUUUGUUCCAAAAUUUCCAAGGAUAUGCUUUUGUUGUCUAAAUUCGUUGCCCAUUGCAGGUGAACAAUGUAAAUCAUAUGCAAAACAAAUUCAACAGACCUCUUUCAGUUUGGCGGCAGAAAGUUAAGACUGCAAAGUGAGUGUAAUGAUUUCGUGUAAUUUACACGCAUUUCACACUCACGUGCGUGUAUGGUUACUGCACGCAGGUACGUGUAGUGACGCACUGUUUGCGUCAAGAGCCUUUAAUGCGGCAGGACACGCGAGCGCUGCAUGUACCAGCACGUUAAGAAAUCCUUGAGACACGUUAUUUCAGCAGAGAAAUUAUGAUUUUUUAUUUUGCAAAAGAAAAAUUACAGACUUAAAUGUACCUUGGGCUCCAUUUGAACCCUUUGUCUGAGACAAGGGAUAAUUUGAAUUUUAUUACUGACGUGAAAUUUUCAGGACUCACUUGUAAGUACAACACUUGAGUCGCAAGUAGUUCCUAACAAAAAACAAACAAACAAACAAACAAACAAAAAACCACCGCAAACUGAGACCCGUAAAUUUUUUUCAUAGUCACUUUUCAAUUCUUUUUCCUUGAAUUAGGAAUUAUUGAAGCUAAUAAAUACUGCGCAUACUUGCUAUUUAGCUUACAUCUACACGUUUAACUAGGAGGUUAAAACGUUUGAUAGUGCUGCCUGAAAUGGAACUCGCAAAAAUUAGCUUUCGGCCGAAAUUUCAGUCAUAGACAAAAAAUUAAUCCUCGCUAAAAGGAAUCCGUUCAACUGCCUUAAAGUUUCGCGCCGCAAAGGGUUUUCGAACAUAGGUGUAGGGUAUAAGUGAUAUUGUGGACAUAGUGUACUUUUGUGCUGAUAUCUUUUUGCUGUCAGUUCUCGUCCAGUCUUCAAAUUAUAUUGGCGAGAGCGCGGACAAAUAACUUUAACUUGGUGGGAAUGGUGAAAGCGUCUUUUUUUUGCCCUUCCUCUGUACCGAGAGCAGUUUUGCCCUCUACCUAGACCUUUCUCACUAUUUAAACGGUAGCACUUGAAAGGAUGAGGAUUAAGAUUUGUAAACAAUAGUGAGGGUACUUCGGCAACAUAUUUAUGUAGUGUGUUAUAGAAAGCUUAUAUAUGUGUACAUCUUAUUUGAUCCGUUGAAUUUAUUGCUAUUUAUGAUGAACGUCGGUGGUGACACCGUUUCAUUUUCUAAGUUACGGGUAAUAAAUGUAAAAUUGUAGCAAAAAAAAGGUUAGACAUAAGUAAAGGCAAAGAUAAUUUAUUUUUGUAAAAGACUUCUUAAGUAAUACGGCUGUGGUAAUACGGUAUACGCUAAGCAGAGUAAAGCAUGUAGAUUCUUAGCCAAGGUUUUACAUCUGUGAAUGAAGCAGUUUAGAUAUUGUUAUGAAAUAAUGUAUUUUUUCUUUCAGUUGUCGUUCAUGUUUUUCCUUUCACUAAGAGAAUAUAAACAGGUUAUAAUCUCUUGUUUCUACUUGUAACGUCGGUAGGCUGACAAAAAUGGGGGCUAGGUAUUAUUUUGGACAUCGGAGCUGUAAGUCAAUACUGGGAUAGAACAACACAACAACAACAAAAAAACAAACAAUGCACGAGAGACAUUGGUAUUUUUAACCCAACGAAGAGUGAUGAUUGAGUUUAUUUUCUUAGUUCCGUAACAUUACACCCACAUCAACUGCUAGCAAACCAGUUGGCCCAUUUGUGAGAACAAAAGAAAAACUACCUCUUUCAAAACAAAGCUAAUCUAAAAUAUUUAUUUUGGUAAUGAGUUGAAAGGCAAGAAAAUGAUAAACACUUUUUGUAUCGAAGGCUUCGUACUCACCCUCGUUUUGGGUGAGAGGCUAGGGGCAGAAAAUCAGACGUUCUAUUGUAGUGGGUAUAUACACUGAAAUUCGGCCAAUGAGCUGCCUUUGCCUUUGGACGCCGCGCCCAGUCUCCUACAUGGUCGCUCUUACACGCUCUUUUCAAACAAUCAUACUGCUUAGUGUGAAGUGAGGAUUAUACUUUGAAUCUAAAUAAACGUUUUAUUUCUAAUUUACUUCAGAACUUUCCUUACAAUCGAAAAGCCUCAAUGGAAUCUUAAGACAACUUCUACCUGAU